AGCUUCUUCCAAAAACUAGUGGCAAGAAAUUACCACUGUUGGAGAAAGGUACCUGCAUUGAGGAGAGAAUUAGUCUUUGAAACUACCUAUGGUGGUUUUAGAAGACCAGAAGUGUAUGGGUGUUCAAGAAAGAAUGGUUCAGUGAGAAUAAGAUUGUACAUUUGGCAAGGGAAUAAUGGCUUAAAUUCACUUCAGUUGUGGAGGAGGGAGAAGGAGACCUUGCUAGUUGUUCGAUGGAUUCUGGAGAAGGCCAAGCAUCAAAACAUGACUUCUGUCUGCUGCUAUUUGGAAGAUAGAGGCAUGGUACUUAAGCUUAACCAAAAAACCUCAUUUAAUAGCAGUUAUAACAUUAUUGUUGAGGAUAUCUUUGUGCUUUCU
Striga asiatica is the source of this 378-nucleotide messenger RNA. The record is from the annotation of a GenBank genome assembly. NCBI's taxonomy places the organism in Eukaryota, Viridiplantae, Streptophyta, Magnoliopsida, Lamiales, Orobanchaceae.